Mytilus trossulus (common blue mussel) is the source of this 807-nucleotide messenger RNA. RefSeq lists its product as uncharacterized. The record is from RefSeq and is a predicted model, not a curated record. The coding region runs from base 63 to 518 and encodes 151 amino acids. The transcript is spliced from 4 exons. NCBI's taxonomy places the organism in Eukaryota, Metazoa, Mollusca, Bivalvia, Mytilida, Mytilidae.
GCUUUUAUUCACAAAAAGUCUCAACUAUGUCAGUGGUUUUAAAUUACAAACUGAAAUAAAACAUGGCGAUCAGCACGUUUGUACAAUGUAUUCUCUUGGUCUUUGUUGUCAUUACUUUUGGUGUUUCUGAUGUAAUUAGUGGGGAAUGUUGCAAAGGUUACAAAGACAUUACUGGAGACCUCCAUUCUUCACAAUGGUGCUCAGAUUUAUGCUGCAUCAACCCCUUGGGACUUACCUACUUCUGUUGUAAGAACAUCCAUCUGCAGGCACCAGAUAACAUGAGAGACAGUUUCUGUAUCCAAUGGUGGGCUGCACAUUUAUACGUUCCCAUUCUGAUUGGUGUAGGUGUACUUCUCAUCAUGGCUGUCACGUGCUGUUGUUGUUGUUGCUGCUGCGGUUGCUGCAGACGACAAAGACCAGGAUUCAUUGUACAAAAUCAGCAGCCUGGUUCAUCUGUAAUAGUCCAGCAGCACCCAAACACCAAUCAAGAUCCGUUCCGAACCGGAUAUGAUCAAUAAUGAAUACCGGAACAAAGAAUCAUUAAAAGCUGAAGAAUCAAGCCAUCAUGAUAGAAUAAUUAAUUAUCAACACAGGAGUAAAGUCCUGCAUUGAGCAAAAACCAAUGUAUUAUGCUACCUUCCAGUGAUUAAAGAAUUUUGAAUUUUUCCACAAAUGGACUCAAAAACAUUCAUUUGUAUUAAAACUAAACAGUUUAUAGACUAACCUGUAUGGCUGAAAUAUAUAGCAACAAGUUGAUGUUAAUGUAAAUGUUAAUGUAAACAAAAAUAUUAAAACAUUCGAGUUAUA